Molecule: messenger RNA, 684 nt
Organism: Symbiodinium sp. CCMP2592
Lineage: Eukaryota; Dinophyceae; Suessiales; Symbiodiniaceae
Source: the annotation of a GenBank genome assembly
AUGGGCUGCACCAUGUGGACCAUGGCAUCCCGGGGCUCUGCCGAGUCUUGGCCGCUUCCGCGGGGCUUCCCAGAGCGCCUGGCCGAGGCACGAGCUGCGGCAUCAUCGUCUUUGCGCCCUUGUGUGCUUCUGACCACGGGCGCCAUGAAUCCGCCCCACAAGGGGCAUGCACAGCUUCUGCGACAAGCUGCAGAAAGGCUUCAAAGAGAAGGCUACUGCGUGCUCGGCGCGUGGAUGUCCCCUUCGCAUGACGACUACGUGGGGCCCAAGGCUUUUCGUCUGGGCACCUUGCACCUGAGCAGCGGACUCCGGUUGCAGCUGGCACAUUUCAUGGUCCGUGAGGACGACUUGGUGGCCGUCGGGAGCUGGGAGGCCAAUGUCACAGGGCGAUGGCCGGAUUUCCCUGAGGUGGCCGCGGAGUUGGAGAAGCAGAUCCAGGGGCGGAUUGAGGAUCCUGGAAGUCUUGGAUCCAUGCCGCGAGUGUUUUACGCCUGCGGAACAGACCAUGCCAAGCGCUGUGGUCUUUAUCAGGGCUUCGGGCGCUUCGGCGGAGAAGCCGAAAACAUUGGUGUCGUGGUCGUCCCGCGCGAGGGCGAGGUGGCUCAACCGGAGAGCCCAGGCAAGUUCGUCUUCGUGGCUUCUGCAGCUCCGGGUGAUGACGCAUGGCUGCGCAUUGGGAAGUAG